CAAGAAAGGACUUCUUAACAAGCACUACUCUCUCUUUCUAAUUCUCAACAUUCUCUUACUUGAUCCCUCCAUUUCCAUUUCCAUUUCCAUUUCCAUUUCCACCACUCAUCAAACUCGAGAGAUCUGUCACCAAAUAAUUAUAUUAGUGACCAAUGAGGUGCAGCUUCUAAGAUUCUUGUCUUGUCCUGCAUCUACAAUCACUGCAACUCCGUAACAACUAUCAGCCUGACAAGAUGUUCAAGUCAUGGAGCAAGAAGAACAAGAUCAAAGCUGUGUUCAAACUCGAAUUUCAGGCAACUCAGGUGCCAAAGAUGAAGAAGUCUGCACUGAUGGUAUCUUUGGUUCCAGAUGAUGUUGGGAAACCAACUGUGAAACUGGAGAAAACUGAAGUUCAAGAUGGGGCCUGCAUAUGGGAGAAUCCAGUUUUUGAAUCAGUUAAACUUGUUAGGGAUGCUAAAUCAGGAAAAAUCCAUGAGAAAAUCUACCAUUUCAUUGUUUCCACUGGAUCUUCAAAAUCUGGCUUUCUUGGGGAAGCCUCAAUCGAUUUUGCUGAUUUUGUAGCAGAAGCUGAGCCAAUAACUGUCUCUCUACCCUUAAAAUUCGCCAAUUCCGGUGUAGUGUUACAUGUGACAAUUCAGAAUGUGGAAGGAUAUACUGCUGAAAGAAUUGGAGAAGAUAAUGGAGCUGAAGAACUUUAUAAUGACACAACCUUGAGACACCAACUGAGCUUUGGCAGUACAGAAGAAAGUUAUAAUGUUGAAGAAAAUGGGAACAUGGCCAAGACCAGAUCUGGAUAUUCUGAACAAAAUGCAUCUAACGGCAUUAGUCCUGGGGUAGCUUCAUGGGAGGAUCCUUAUAGUUUCAGAAAUACAUCACUGCCAUCAUCAAAAGGAACUGGUGAGGCCACCGAGAACCAAGUGCACAAGAGGUCUAACACAAACUGGUCUCUUGGUUCAGGAUCAGAUGGAAGUUUAAACAGCCUUGAAGAUAGUCUUCCAAGAUUCCAAGGACAUUCGGAUAACACCACUGAAAAGCUCAAAAGUGAAAUCACUUCUCUAAAGCGGCAAGCUGAAGUAUCAGACUUAGAGUUACAAUCUCUUCGAAAGCAGAUAGAAAAAGAAAGCACCCGGGGACAAAAUCUGUCGAGACAAAUUAUCAGUCUCAGAGAGGAGAGAGAUGUGUUCAAACUUAAGUAUGAGAAGCUCCAGUCCCAGCAGAGUUACAAUGAUGAGAGCAAAGCCUCAAGAGCCUUGAAGUCUGAGAUUGAAGAUACUAGGAUUCAGUUAGAGGCAGUUAAGGAAGAGCUUGUUUAUGAGAAAGAAACGAGUGCCAAUCUUCAGUUGCAACUGCACAAGACACAGAGCUCAAACUCGGAACUACUUUUGGCUGUGACAGACCUUGAAGCAAUGCUGGAACAAAAGAAUAAGGAAAUGUCAGAUCUUUCUACCAAUGUGAAAUCCCAAAAUAGUACUAGUCAGCGUGGUCAUGCUAGAGAAUUAGAUUUCUUGAGGCAGAAAAUUGCAGACCAGAAUGGCGAAAUAAACAUGUACUGCAAGCAAAAUGAAGAGCUAAACGAGCAUAUAAAAGAGCUCACUUUGGAGUAUGACCUUCUUAAGAAGGAAAAUGUUGAUAUCACUUUGAGAUUGAAGCAAGAUGAAGUUCAGCACCUUAAGUUACAAAAUGAACAUUCAGCUUCUUUGGUUACAAUACAACAACUCGAAUCACAAGUAGAAAGACUAGAAGAAAGGAUAAAGAUGCUGGAAGAUGAACAUUCAACAUCAUUGGUCUACAUCAAGGAACUUGAAAAUGAAGUUAAGUCUUUGGAGAAAGAACUGAAAAUGCAGGAAGAGAAAUUUGAAGAUGAUAUGCGUGCUAUCCAACGUGCGAAAGCUGAGCAGGAAGAACGAGCCAGCCAAGCCGAAGAGGCCUUGAAAAAGACAAGACACAAUAAUGCUGUUGCUUCAGAGCGGUUUCAGGAGGAAUAUAGAUUGCUUUCUGUUGAAAUGGCGGCCAAAGUUGAGGAGAAUGAAAAGAUGAAUGACAAAGCAGCUGCUGAAGCUGAUGAAUUGCGGCAGAAGAAUAGACUUAUAGAAGAAAUGCUCCAGAAAUGCAACCAAGAGCUCAGGCUAAUUUCAGAUCAGCACGAAUUGAAACAGCAAGAGCUAUUGAAGCAGAUAGAUUCAAAAGGAAAAGCAAUGGAACACAUGUCACAUGAAUUAGAAGUUAAAUCCAAACAACUUGAAGAAGCAAAAAGGCAAAGGGAUGAAAAGGAGGCUGCAUUUUCAAAGCAAAUUCAGUUGCUUAGAUCUCAGAUUAAAACAUCGUUGGCAGAGGAGUGCACAUUGUCUAAAUCCAAGCUAAAAAAGAACACAGCUGAGAUGGUAAGGAUAGAUGCACAAACAACAAAUGAUGAGGAGAUGGUGCUCAGCACCCUACUGUCAGAAGUGGAAAUCUUUAAGGUGCAGCACAAUGAAACAAAACAAAGUUUGCACAAAGAACAAGUGGAGAAAGAAGGUAUGAAGAAACAGAUAUCUCAAUUAGAAGGAGAGUUGAAGAAGAAGGAAGCGGAGUUAAGUGCUAUGGAGAAGAAGAUCAGGAAUAACAAAGGACGAGAUUAUGCCGCACCUCUUUCUUCUGCUAAGGCCCAGAUUAAGAAAUCAAAACCAGAAAUUGAGAAGGGAACGGAUGCGGGAAGCAAAUCAGCUAAGAACCAAGAUAGCGAGGUCCGAAUGCAUGAACUGUUGAAUGAAGUAUCAGCCCUUAAGGAAAAGAACAAGACCAUGGAAAGCGAGCUGAAAGAAAUGGAAGAUAGAUAUUCAGAGAUUAGUCUGAAAUUUGCAGAGGUUGAGGGAGAAAGACAGCAGCUCGUUAUGGCGGUACGCAAUCUCAAGAAUGGUAAGAAGAACUAGAAUGCAUCUUCAGAGGUUGUAAUGUCUCAGACAAAUCACACAUGGUUUGUGAAUGAAACAGAAUACAUCAUGAACCAAAUAUGACAAGUGCUUUGAACUUGGGGUGUGACCUUUAAUCCUGUACAUGAGAGCUAACAUUUUUACCUCAUACAAAUUUAACCAGUCCUUUUGCUCUUCAGCUUUGAGCCUUGUAUUUUAUUUAUAUAUAUAUCAUGUAACCAAUAACUUAUCAGUGAUUCUUUGGCGCUCCCUACAUCACGGUUCUGUUGUAAUUUCUGUAUCACACUUCAACUAUAUUUUUAAGACAAGAACUGCGAUGUUGAGCAUUUACAGGUACAGAAUGAGAACAUUUUCUUUUA
Molecule: messenger RNA, 3268 nt
Organism: Arachis duranensis
Lineage: Eukaryota; Viridiplantae; Streptophyta; Magnoliopsida; Fabales; Fabaceae
Exons: 7
Coding region: 234-2909 (891 amino acids)
Source: RefSeq, a predicted model, not a curated record